Messenger RNA from Bombyx mandarina (wild silkworm), 519 nucleotides. RefSeq names its product protein PET117 homolog, mitochondrial. Gene Ontology annotation, biological process: mitochondrial respiratory chain complex IV assembly. Lineage: Eukaryota; Metazoa; Arthropoda; Insecta; Lepidoptera; Bombycidae. Gene Ontology annotation, cellular component: mitochondrion. The record is from RefSeq and is a predicted model, not a curated record.
ACUGUCAAUAGUGGUCAAUCAAUAGGUUUUGUGGACAUAUCAAUAGAUAAUCAUAAUACACUACAAAAAUAACCACAAAUUAAACUAUAGUAAAAUGUUGUCUAGCAAGAAUUAGCGUACUAAGAGUAAAUACUACGCUACUUAGCUAAAAAAGUUUUAAACAACUUAAACAGUAAUAUUGAAACCGUAGCCUUUGCUUUGCAGUUGGUCGAAUGUCUUCUUCAAGUUCUAAAUUAGUUUUAGGUCUUUCCUGUUCUAUAACAAUAGGGAUUGUGUCAUAUGUUCACCUAAAACAGCAAGCCGACAGGGAAAAGAUGCAUGAAGGAGUAGUGAGAGAUAUGGAACGGCAACAAAAGAGAAAGAUAGAAAAUUUAUACCUUUUGGAGAAACAAAACGAACUAACAAAAAAGCUAAAAAGAGAAUUAGGUAGUUAGGUAAUAAAAGGCUGAUAAUUUAUUUUCGAGUAUUUAUUUUUUUGUACAGCUAACAACUAGAAAUAAAGAAACAAUGUCAUCUGAA